AUGUACAUCAACUUGGACCGCAAGCUGUGGAAGUCGCUGACGGCGGAGUUCGUGGGCUGCUUCUUCCUCAACUUCUUCGGCUGCGGCGCCUGCGUGGCGAGCAACUGCUACGGCUUCGGCCCCGCUGACGACAGCCAGACGCACUUGCCGGCGGGGGACAUCGCGCUCUGCGCCGCCUUCGCCUUCGGGGGAGUCAUCGUCGUCAACAUUGUGAUAAUUGGCCCGGUCUCCGGGUGCCAAAUCAACCCAGCCGUAACGAUCGGGUUCAUGACAGUGGGGAUGAUGCCCAUUCCUAGGGGUCUGCUCUACAUAGUAGUGCAGGUUCUCGGUUGCCUGGCGGGCACAGGGGCCCUUAGCACGCUCAUCCCCUACCGCUGGUGGACACUGCACAUUGCGCCCAACCUCCUGAACGAGAGCAAGGGCGUGGACAUCGGGAAAGGCUUCGCGUACGAGAUGCUCAUGACGUUUGUGCUGAUGGCCGUGGUGUUGGCGGUGACGGACGACAGACGGCCCGAGCCCCACCCACAUGUGGCCCUCGUCAUCGGCGUCACCGUCGGCGCCGCAGUCUUCUGCGGGGUGUUUGCUACAGGAACAAGUAUGAACCCUGCCAGGACUUUGGGCUCAGCCAUUGUGAGCGAAGAGUACACUAACGUGUGGGUGUACUGUACUGCGCCCACUCUUGGAGCAGUUCUCGCCGCCCAGGGGUAUCACUGGGUGCUCAAAGAUCGGAAAAAACCGGGCGAAAUCGCCGGGUAG
Messenger RNA from Gryllus bimaculatus (two-spotted cricket), 756 nucleotides. Lineage: Eukaryota; Metazoa; Arthropoda; Insecta; Orthoptera; Gryllidae. The record is from the annotation of a GenBank genome assembly.